GCCUAUUCGUGAUUUCCCACACUCAGUUGGAGUGACUUGACCAAGACCAAUACCAUGCCUCGCGCUACAGGCUUCCGCGAGUCGCUUUAUGUGAUUUUGUUGGUGAUGUGUCUUAGCACUUCUGCUCAGAAAUAUGUGGGUCAAGUCGGUCCACCAGGCCCAACUGGUGUCCCGGGAUUCGACGGAAUUGCCGGGGAAAGAGGUGAAGAUGGAGACGUUGGCUCUGCAGGACUUGAUGGUGAGCCUGGAAAACCUGGUUCUGCUGGACUUCCUGGACUGCCUGGAGAUGAUGGUUUGACUGGACCCACGGGAGAUGCUGGCCCAAGUGGCCCCAUUGGACAAAAGGGAGAGCCAGGAAAACCUGGACAUCGGGGAGAAGCUGGUAUUGGGCCUGAUGGACCCCUGGGACCACCAGGGCCUGGUGGACUUCCAGGUGAACUUGGUAAAGUUGGCCCGACUGGAGCCAUGGGUGUCAGAGGGCCAGAAGGACCCCGUGGGCCAACAGGACCUCGUGGUGCUGCAGGCAGUCAGGGUGGGACAAUGGAACUGUGCCCCAAUGCGUGUCCACCUGGCACACCUGGCCACCCUGGAUUACCUGGCAUGAAAGGCCACAAAGGUGUGAAGGGUGAGGCCGGAGAACCAGGUAAACAGGGACACAUGGGAGAAGUGGGAGACCAGGGUGCCCCUGGAGAGGUUGGAGCCUAUGGCUCAAGAGGUCUGCAGGGGAUUCAAGGAGCCACUGGAAUUAUGGGUUCCAAAGGAGAAAUGGGACCACGGGGCAAUGAUGGUGAUCCAGGUCCUCAGGGGGUCGUUGGUGCUACUGGUGAUCAAGGACAGAGGGGCUUAAUGGGAGAAUCUGGUCCUAGGGGAGAACAAGGAUCACAGGGACAAAGAGGCAUCACUGGACUUCCAGGGCCAAAGGGUGAGAGUGGUUUACCCGGUGUAGCUGGGCGUGAUGGAAUUCCUGGAUUACCUGGAGUUAAGGGCAGCCUUGGGAAAUCUGGAAACCCUGGAGAGGUCGGACUUCAAGGAAUACCUGGCUUACCUGGUGUUUCAGGACCAAAGGGAGCCCAAGGUGAAAAGGGCAAUGCUGGAAAGCCAGGCCUUCUUGGAACUAUGGGAUCUGCUGGGAAGCCUGGAGAACGUGGAAAUCAUGGAGAAGUUGGACCUGUUGGCCCAAUUGGUGGAUCGGGAGAUAGAGGUGAGCCAGGGCCAACUGGACCUAUGGGGAACCCAGGAUCUAGAGGCUCUAAAGGUGACGCUGGUCUUCCUGGACUUCCUGGAUCACCAGGCACACCUGGAGAGAAAGGUCAAAGGGGGGACCAAGGGGAAAUCGGAUCUAAAGGAGAACAGGGAGGGCAAGGUGCAGAGGGAUCCCCUGGAGACAAAGGAGAUGUUGGGGAGCCUGGAGAACCUGGACCUAAAGGAACAACUGGUAAUCCAGGAGAACGUGGGAACAGAGGCCCUGAAGGUGCCCGUGGGCAGCCUGGCAUCGAGGGACCCACAGGUAGUCCUGGACCCCGUGGUGUACAGGGGAACCGAGGAGUUCCAGGUCCUCGUGGUUCUCAGGGCCCUGCAGGGAAAGGGCCAGGUGAUCAGAACAUUAAACAAGUUUGUAUGCGAGUAAUGCAGGAGCAACUGGCCCAGCUAGCUGCCAGUCUGAGGCGGCCUGAGUCUGGUGCUAUUGGUCUGCCUGGCAGACCUGGGCCCCCUGGUCCUCCAGGUUUGCCAGGAGACAGUGGUUUCCCUGGACAAGCUGGUGCAAGAGGACUCCCUGGCCUCAAAGGGCCUCCUGGAACAAUAGGUCUUAAAGGGCCUAAAGGUGAAACCGGAGAUAGAGGAGAUAGAGGGCAAACUGUACGAGGUCCAAAAGGGAUGCCAGGACCACCUGGACUGCCAGGUGAGCCUGGUAAGCCAGCGUAUGGUCAAGAUGGCCAUGAUGGUGGAAGUGGUUUACCAGGUCUUCCUGGACAGCCUGGUGUUCCUGGACCUCCUGGCCCUGCAGGACCUUCUGGUCACUGUGACCCAUCAGCAUGCAACUUAGGGACUGCUUCCCAGUCUCUCACAAACUAUGACCUUAAAGGGCCAGCUGGUUACUGAGGUUUUUUUUCUGGACACAAAAAUAUAGACAGUAUGUUGUGUAUAGGAGUAUUGUUUUGUACUUUUUUUUACAUUAAA
This is a messenger RNA of Tachysurus vachellii, 2178 nucleotides long. Its product is annotated as collagen alpha-1(IX) chain-like. The record is from RefSeq and is a predicted model, not a curated record. Lineage: Eukaryota; Metazoa; Chordata; Actinopteri; Siluriformes; Bagridae. The coding region runs from base 55 to 2100 and encodes 681 amino acids. The transcript has 32 exons.